This is a messenger RNA of Daphnia pulex (common water flea), 377 nucleotides long. RefSeq lists its product as uncharacterized. Bases 75 to 377 code for a protein of 100 amino acids. The record is from RefSeq and is a predicted model, not a curated record. Lineage: Eukaryota; Metazoa; Arthropoda; Branchiopoda; Diplostraca; Daphniidae. The transcript has 3 exons.
CGAAGAGUUUAGCCGUCUUAGAUAUCUUAAGGAAGGCAGAGGAAGCUGAAGAAAACUUUGAUAUUCCUGGACGCAUGAAAUGUGUCUUAAAGUUGACACUGCAUGCAGCAGCCAAUACGCAACCGUCCCAAAACAAAAAAGGAUCAACUGCUGACGGAUGGAAUCUUUUGUACCAGUCAUUCAAUGAAAUUCUUCUUCCGGAGGAGGCUGCAAAUCGUGCUAGCGACAUGGAGUUGCCUGGUGUCUUGGACAUAAAUGGGGCAUAUUACAUCAAGAUUGACAAUUCGGCUGUAGCUCUUACUGAAACUAAAUCUUUUGAACAAUCAGUGGGUUAUUUGCUAAUCUACUAUCACAUCCUAGACAUCAAUUAUCCUUAA